Microbotryum saponariae is the source of this 425-nucleotide messenger RNA. The record is from the annotation of a GenBank genome assembly. Lineage: Eukaryota; Fungi; Basidiomycota; Microbotryomycetes; Microbotryales; Microbotryaceae.
AUGCCUACAGCGAUCCAGCGAGCGCUCAAGGAAGCACUUGUCACACUGGAGGAUUUGGAUGGCAUUGCGUUCACGAGGGGUCCAGGGAUGAUGGGCUGUUUGAGCGUCGCUUGUCACUCGGCCAAAGCGCUCGGUGCUGCAACAGCCAAACCGUUGAUUGGGGUGCAUCAUAUGGUACGUCGCAUUGGCACUGCUUGGCUCUCAGUAAAACUUCAUCAGGCUUACAAGCAAAUAUACUAAGCUUUGUCUUUGUCUACUUUGCACAGCAAGCCCAUGCUCUGACCCCUUUCUUGACCUCGGCGAUCCCACCCAAGUUCCCUUUCCUCACGCUCCUACUUUCCGGUGGGCACACACUUUUGUUGUUCGCAUCUUCGGAAACCGAGUUCAAGAUUUUGGCAACCACGCAUGACGAGUCGAUCGGGUAG